This is a messenger RNA of Aspergillus pseudoviridinutans, 405 nucleotides long. Its product is annotated as cytochrome c oxidase assembly protein COX16. NCBI's taxonomy places the organism in Eukaryota, Fungi, Ascomycota, Eurotiomycetes, Eurotiales, Aspergillaceae. Gene Ontology annotation, cellular component: mitochondrial inner membrane. Gene Ontology annotation, biological process: mitochondrial respiratory chain complex IV assembly. The record is from RefSeq and is a predicted model, not a curated record. The transcript has 2 exons. Bases 1 to 405 code for a protein of 134 amino acids.
AUGCCUGUUUUUCAGGCAAAAACAUUCCGGCGUGCGACAACAGCCUCAUCAUCGCUGGGAGAACGGGUCGGCGCAGCAUAUAGAGGAAGCCUACCGAAGCAUCCUUUUCUACUCUUUGGUCUUCCAUUUAUCAUGAUCAUUGUGGCGGGGUCUUUCGCCUUAACACCAGCCGCUGCUUUAAGAUAUGAAAGAUAUGACCGAAAAGUGAAGCAACUCACACAAGAGGAGGCUAUGGAAUUGGGGCUCAAAGGGGCAGAUGGUGAAGAGGGAAUUCGGAGAAAUCCACGCAGAAGAGUUCUUGGAGAUGAAAGGGAGGAAUAUUAUCGGCUCAUGGCCAAAGACCUGGAUAAUUGGGAACAAAAACGAGUCCAGAGGUUUAAGGGUGAACCUGAUGGGAGACUUUAA